GGUGCACCUGGGCACGGCUGAGGGAGAAUAAGACUCUGCAGUGCAACGAAGGCUGAACCACAGGCAGUGCGCCUCAUGGCGGAGAGUCCGUCCUCGAACAGAGAAGGUCCUGAGCCCCAUCCUGGAGAUCUGAUUGAGAUUUCCUGCGGUGUUUACAAGCACUGGGCCGUGUAUGUGGGAGAUGGUUACGUGGUCCAUGUGACUGACGUUGAUGGUGGGCGUUCAGGAGUGAUUUUAUCCGGGUCUGUGUUGGGCUUGAGUUCCCGCGCUGUGGUGAAGAAGGACCUGCUGUCUGAGGUGACUGCGGGACGCCGGUACAAGGUCAAUAACAAAUACGAUGAAGAGAUCGGGGCACGGCCUGUUGAGGAGAUCGUCCGAAGAGCCUUGGCAAGAGUGGGGCAGGAGUGGCACUACAACCUCAUCCAUGAGAACUGCGAGCACUUCGCCACAGAUAUGCGCUACAGAAUUGCCCGCUCUGGCCAGGCGGAGUAUCCCCUUCAGUCUUUUGCGGAUAGAGUCGGUGUGAGAAACAUCACUGCUGUACGGAGUACUGUGCAGGAAACGGAAAGAGGGGACUCUCAGCCGACUCAAGCUCGGGCCACUGUCCGGCGCAGCGGGAACGUCCCCACCGAGCAAUGACCGCCCCGCACUGUCUCUCGCUGGUCCCCGCACACGGAGC
This is a messenger RNA of Sorex araneus (European shrew), 679 nucleotides long. Its product is annotated as phospholipase A and acyltransferase 3-like. Gene Ontology annotation, cellular component: cytoplasm. Bases 76 to 639 code for a protein of 187 amino acids. Gene Ontology annotation, biological process: N-acylphosphatidylethanolamine metabolic process. The record is from RefSeq and is a predicted model, not a curated record. Gene Ontology annotation, molecular function: glycerophospholipid phospholipase A1 activity; A2-type glycerophospholipase activity. The transcript has 5 exons. NCBI's taxonomy places the organism in Eukaryota, Metazoa, Chordata, Mammalia, Eulipotyphla, Soricidae.